This is a messenger RNA of Trichoderma citrinoviride, 1374 nucleotides long. Its product is annotated as cytochrome P450. Gene Ontology annotation, molecular function: oxidoreductase activity, acting on paired donors, with incorporation or reduction of molecular oxygen; iron ion binding; heme binding. The record is from RefSeq and is a predicted model, not a curated record. Bases 1 to 1374 code for a protein of 457 amino acids. The transcript has 2 exons. NCBI's taxonomy places the organism in Eukaryota, Fungi, Ascomycota, Sordariomycetes, Hypocreales, Hypocreaceae.
AUGAUCUUCAUCGCCGACAAAGACGCUGCGCAGGAGAUCCUAGAGAAGAAGUCGGCGGUCUCGUCCGGCCGCCCCAUCAUGCCGUUUGCAAACUACUGUGGCUUCGCAAAAUUCACCAACAUGUACCAGCUAGAGAAGAGGUUCACGGCGCAGCGAAAGGCUAUGCAUAAGGCCAUCGGCACCAAGGCUAUGGUGACAAAGUAUGCCGAGAUGCAGGAGCGGGAGGCGGGACGGCUGUUGGUGAGGACGCUGGAUGAAUGUGAUAAAAUUGUCAAGCACUUCGAGACUGAAGCCGGCGCGGUCAUCCUCAAGAUCGUCUACGGCUACACCAUCAACCCCCGCGGCCCCGACCCCCUGGUCAUCCUGAUCGACCGCAUGAUGGCCAACUUCUCCCGCGCCUGCGUCCCGUUCGCGCGGCUCGUCGACUUCAUCCCCGCCCUCAAGUGGCUUCCCGACGGCUUCCCCGGUACGGGCUUCAAGGCCGAGGCGGCGCAGUACGGCAGAGAGAUUCGCGCCGUCGUCAACGAGCCGUACAAGUUUGCCAGGAAGCAGCUGGCCGAGCACAACUUCACGGGGUCAUACGUGACGAGGCUUGUGCAGGAGUAUGCUGGUGAUGAGGGCGAGUUGAGCGAGGAGGAUGCGUACACCAUCAAGUGGUCUGCUGCGACAUUGUACGCGGGGGGCGCGGACACGACCGUCUCUGUCCUCAUCAGCUUCAUCCUAGCCAUGACCAUGUUUCCCGAGGUCCAACGAAAGGCCCAAGAGGAAGUCGACAGAGUCACCGGCGGCACUCGCCUCCCCGUCCUCGCCGACAGAGAACAGAUGCCCUACGUCGAAGCCAUGGUAUCCGAAGCCCUCCGAUGGUGCUAUAUCCUCCCAAUGGGCGUCCCCCACGCCUUGUCGGAAGACAUGACCUACAAGGGCUACGAUCUGCCGAAGGGGGCAUACAUCCUCCCGGCCCUCUGGGACUUCUUACACGACGCCUCCGUCUACACCAAUCCGGACGACUUCGCCCCCGAGCGCUUCCUCGCGCCGCGAAACGAGCCCGACCCGCGAUGGGCCGCCUUUGGCUUUGGCAGACGGAUUUGUCCGGGGCGAUUCCUCGCCGACUCUUCGCUAUUCCUCAACCUGGCGUCUCUCGUGGCCGUCUUCAACAUUGACAAGGAGAUUGAUGAAAAGGGCAACGUGAUGGAACCUAAGCUGGAAUUUGAGGCGGGCCUGAUUGCGAAGCCAAAGGCUUUUCCGUUCAAGAUCACGCCGAGGAGCGAGAGGCAUGCGGAGCUGAUUAGGGGGUUUGAGAGGGAGCAUCCGUGGGAGGAGAGCAAUGCGGCGCAGUUGGGAGAGUUGCCGCUUCCAUCUCAUUUGUCUCAUUAA